AGUUUGCUUUUCUUUCAGUCUACAAAUCUUAUUAUUAUAUCAUAUUGCUCGACCCUGUUUCUGACUUUCUGACUAAAAUUACACCGCUACCUCAAACCAUCAUCACUUCUUCAUUUGCACCAUCAUGUGUUAGAACAUCAGGUCUCUGCAAAAUGCAAAAGAGGAUGCCGUUUCUGAAAUAUGCAAUGAUAUUAUCAAAGUGUAACGCUGUGACCACAUGUGCGUGGAUUCUGCUUUCUUUGUUUCCUGCUGAACAUGCAUUAUUUAACAGCAGCUCAGUUCAGACUGUUCAUCGAGGAAUGUCAGUCAAUAUCAGCUGUAACUAUAAACCAUCAAAUGACAAAGAAAGUUUCAUAGUGGAACUGCAAACUAACAGUAAACUGUGCUCAGCAAGGAAAAUUAACAAUUCAUGGAUAGAACAUCUAUGCUGCAAUCACUGUAGAUUCAUCUGGAUUCUAGAAACUGUGAAAAUGGUAUUUGAGGUAUCAAACCUGCAGAUAAAUGAUAGUGGCACAUACAAAUGCAUUGUGACAAGAUCCAUACCACCUCCUUCUGUGACUUUAAGAGAAGAAAGAACAUUUGUCCAAGUGACUGCACAACCUACUGUGUCUGUGACACAUGUAGGAGCGAUGAGUGGAUUUCCCAUGAUGCUUUGUAUCUCUGAGGGGUUUUACCCUUCUGGCCUAGACCAGAUGUGGAUUAGAAAUGGAGAAUUUCAGAACGCCUCUCUCACACACAGCAUUAGCAAAACCAACCCAGACAGAUCAUUCACCCUCUUUUCAUACUUGAAUACAUCUGACUGUGUGAACUACUCGUGUUGGGUAAACCACUCAUCCCUGAGCCAACCAACAAUACACCACAUGACUCCUACUGAAUGUUACAGGAACGAAGCUCUCUUUAUAGAUGAGAAUGUAUGGAUAAUUGCGGUGACCUCAGCGCUGAUGAUUCUCACCAUACUGAUUCUCACAGUUGUGUGCAAGCGUUCCAGGAGAGCACAUCACAAGUCUCCUGUAAGAAUGAAUGCCGCACCUGCAUCUGAUCUGUAUUGUCAGGUGGAGUAUGAAGUAUAUUCAAUGUUGGGUGACCAUCGUCCAGUCCCAUGCAGCCCAGUCACAGUUCGCUCAUCUCCACAAUAAACUCCAAAUGAAGACAUUUUACAUUGAUAGAUUUCUUGAUCCACUUAUAUCUUGUUCACCAACCUGAUACCAACUUGUGUAUGUAAUAUGGAGUUAUAUAAUUUAUACAUGAUUAUUUAAUCAUCCAUAAACUUGGCUGUAUAUAUGUUGACAAAAUAUAUGAGAUACAAAUUAUUAUGAAGUCUAUGUUAUUUGCCAGACUCAGCUCUAAAAAUCCAAUGAAGUGGCUUGCUGAGUUUAUUUUCUUUCCUGUGCUGGCUUAUGAAAAAAUGUAUACUUUAUUCGUGUCACAUGUACAUUCUUUGCAUGUUUUCCCUUACAUUAACCUUGCAUGUAGACACUGUGUGGUUAAAAUAACCACUCGACAGUUUUCUGAAUACUUCAGGAAUAAAAUGUACAUGAAAUGACUUGACCACGAUUAGCUGUAAAACACUGUAACAUGAAAUAUACGAUUGGACGAUUAUGAAGGAGUACAAAUGUAGUACAGGUAAAUAAACGUUUUUUGCAUAUAGUUCUGAGAUUAAGUUUAAUACCAGUUUGAAAUAGUGCUAGAAGAUCUUCAGUCAAAGGGCAUUCAACUUGAGGUAUCUCAGUUAUAUUGAAUGGCUGGUAUAUUUUAACUCAUACGUUUACAAGAGAUACAAAUAGAGACAGAUAAGCAACCAUGAGUGA
Molecule: messenger RNA, 1808 nt
Organism: Carassius carassius (crucian carp)
Lineage: Eukaryota; Metazoa; Chordata; Actinopteri; Cypriniformes; Cyprinidae
Product: carcinoembryonic antigen-related cell adhesion molecule 1-like
Exons: 6
Coding region: 153-1136 (327 amino acids)
Biological process (GO): immune response
Cellular component (GO): external side of plasma membrane
Source: RefSeq, a predicted model, not a curated record